AUGCUCCAGCUAAUAAUCAACCAGCUCCUAGUGCUGGGGAACCUGCUUACCAUCCUGCUCAUCGGGCUGGACUCUUGCGUCCACACCCCCAUGUACUUCUUCCUUAGCUACUUGGCUUUCACUGAUGUUUCUUUCUCAUCUGUCACUGUUCCUAAAGUGUUGAUGGACAUGCACACUAACCACAAGUCUGUCCCCUUCACAGGGUGCAUUUCCCAGAUGUAUUUUUCCAUAUUUUUUGGUUGUCUUGACAAUUUCCUUCUUGGAGUGAUGGCAUAUGACAGGCAUGUGGCCAUCUAUCACCCACUCCAAUACACAAUUGUUAUGAGGCAGGAGCUGUGUGUCUCAUUAGUAGCUGGGUCCUGGUUCUUCAGUUGUGCACAUGCCCUGUUGCACACCCUCCUCUUGGUCCAACUGUCCUUCUGUGAUGACAAUACCAUCCCCAACUUCUUCUGUAACCUCUCUGUGCUCCUGAAGAUGAACUGCUCAGACGUCUACCUCAAUGAGCUGGUCAUGUUCAGCGAGGGAGGAAUGUUGGUCAUCCUGCCUUUGAAGUUGGGCUCUUAUAUCCAUAUAGUGACCACCAUCCUGAGGGUCCUCUCCAUGAAGAGAUUCUUCAAAACCUUUUCUACAUGUGGGUCCCAUCUCUUUGUGGUGUCUUUUGGGACCAUUGCCGGUAUUUACUUUUUCUCCUCCUCAUCCAUCUCCAAUGAUAAAAACAUAAUUGUUUCUGUGAUGUAUAUGGCAGUUGCCCUCAUGCUGAACCCCUUCAUCUACAGUCUGAGGAACAGAGAUAUGCAACAUGCCCUAGAAAUAUUUGUUAAUAGGGUUAAGUUCUUUAACUCACAAUCACUCAACGUAUAA
Molecule: messenger RNA, 861 nt
Organism: Ceratotherium simum simum (southern white rhinoceros)
Lineage: Eukaryota; Metazoa; Chordata; Mammalia; Perissodactyla; Rhinocerotidae
Source: RefSeq, a predicted model, not a curated record